AUGCUGUCCCCGGCUGGGUGCGCUCGGCCUUACGUCCCAGUCUUCGGCGCCGGCGGGCCCUUGUCCGCCUCAAGGGCACAGCCAGCGGGCCGGAGAUACGCGAGGAGAUUGAGGCUUGAGAAGGCCUCCAUCCUCGCCGCCACGGCGGCUCUCACCGUGGGAGCUUCGACGAAAACUUCGCCGCGCGGCGUGGGCUCAACCCGGAGCUCGAGCGCGGUGGCCAUGGGAGGUAUCUUUGGGCAGGCAAGUGUUCCAGACUACUUCGCUGGGAAGGUGGUGUGGAUCACCGGUGCCUCGGGCGGCUUCGGAGAAGCCCUGGCGAAACGCCUGGCGCAAGAUGCGAAGUUGAAGGGCCUCAUUCUCAGCGCCCGACGGCAGGAUGCCCUGGAGCGAGUAAAGGAAAGCUGUUUGAAGCUGGCCUCGGGCGAGUUGAAGGUGCAAGUCCUACCCCUGGACCUUGCCGAGAUUGCCACGUUGCCAGAAGCCGCUGCCACGGCCAAGAGCUUUUUUGGUGAAGUGGGGAUUCUGAUUAACAACGGCGGCAUUGGUUUUCGCGGCUUGGGGGAGGAGACGGAAAUUGAGAUCGACCAAAUGGUGAUGAAUGUGGAUUACUUCAGUGGCGUAGUACUCACAAAAUCACUGCUGCCCGACUGGCUACGGCGCGGUGAGGGUCACGUGGUGCAGGUCUCUUCUGUCCAGGGCUUCUUCGGUCUCCCGGGGCGGACAGCCUAUGCGGCCGCCAAGCACGCGGCCAUCGGCUUCUACGACUCCUUGCGGGCGGAGGUGGCGGACAGAGGCGUCUCUGUCACAACUAUUUGCCCAGGGUACAUCGCAACAGGUCACAGUGAGAAUGCCGCGAAGGGUGAGGGCGUAAAAUACCCCGAGGGUCACACCAGCAAGGGUGUGCUGCCAGAAGUCCUUGCGCCGGAAGUUCUCAAAGGCAUUGCCCAGAAGCGCCCAGAGAUGGUCCCAGCAGCCCUCGAUGCGCGCUUGGCGCGACAGCUGCGCAACUGCUGUCCGCACUUGUUGUUCUGCAUCAUGCGAAGACGUGCCCAGAGAGAAGCCAGACAACGUGCUGCCCACCAACUGACGGACAAGAAGUCCGAAUGA
Cladocopium goreaui is the source of this 1110-nucleotide messenger RNA. The record is from the annotation of a GenBank genome assembly. NCBI's taxonomy places the organism in Eukaryota, Dinophyceae, Suessiales, Symbiodiniaceae.